Chara braunii is the source of this 3085-nucleotide messenger RNA. NCBI's taxonomy places the organism in Eukaryota, Viridiplantae, Streptophyta, Charophyceae, Charales, Characeae. The record is from the annotation of a GenBank genome assembly.
GGCGGGGGUUUGUUGUCGCGCGCGCGCCGAUCAUUUUUUUCGCACGUGCCGCUCAUUUGGCUUGCACUUUCAGGGAGUGUUGUAAAGCUCCCGCGCGCGCCCCCGCUUGUAGCGCUGUACAAGCCGCGCCGCGCGGAGACGAGAUGUCGGCGAUAUCCUGUGCAGCGGACAUUCUUCCCGCCUCGAGGAGUUGUUGCUCUUCGAUAAUUGCGUGGAAGGCACUGAUUAGACACCCUUGCCGCGCGGAUCUCGCUGGCGUUUUGUCAGUUUCGCAAACGACAAACGUGUCGAUCGGAGGACCGAUCAGGGCCCAGCCCUUGUCCCGCGUCGAUGCUGUAGCCGCCGCCGCCGCUGCCGCGGCCGCUGCUGCUGCUGCGCCUGCUUCUUCUUCGCGUAUUAGUACCGGGGGUAACUCGAAAAGCGGGAGCGGGAGGAGGGGAUCGGUGAUACUCUCGGGAUUGGGAACCUCAGCGACGAGGUCAACGUGGUCGACGUGUCUGUCGUCCUGCUCAUCUUCGCUCGUUGGAUUUUCGUUGUCGUCAUCGUCGUCGUUGUCGUCGCGGGGGCUGGGAAGGCGCUUCAGGCGAUUGCACGUGAGGGGAGCCGCGGCGGGCAGUCCGCAAAGCGAUAUGGCGACGGCUACCGUUGACGGCAACACUUUAGAUGUGGCCAUCAAGGCGGCGACUGGACGUCCCGAUCUGGUCGGCGAUUGUCCCUUUUCACAGCGAGUGACGAUGACCUUAGAGGAGAAGGGAAUCAAGUACAAUCCGAUACUCGUUGACACGUCCAACAAACCAGAAUGGUUUCUGGAGGCGAAUCCCUCGGGCAAGGUGCCUGUUAUAAAAUACCAAGACAAGUGGAUUGCUGAUUCAGAUGUCAUUGUCGGCAUUCUUGAGAAAGAUUUUCCGGAGCCGUCUCUUGCCGUCCCAGAUGACAAAGUCGUAGGUCCGUUUGUAAAUGGAGACAAAAUCUCGUCCGCUGAUAUGAGUUUGGUCCCAAAACUCUAUCACUUGCGCAUUGCGCUGAAGCACUACAGGGGAUGGAGCAUUCCGGAAGAUCUGAAAAACGUGCAUGCCUACAUCAAGGCGACAGAAUCACGUGACAGUUUUCAGAAGACGGCUGCUGCUGAAGAGUACGUCAUCAAGGGGUGGGAGAAACAUGUUGUAGGCUAAAUGGCCAUUUGUCUGCCAUCUGGAAGCGGAUGGAGAGAUUCCUGCCAUUUGUGGACCUUGCCCUGAAGAUACCCAGGUGCUGUCCGGCAGUGGAAAGCCCGUCCCGUCUCUAGGGGUUGCCAUUAAGCCGCAUGGCAAAAACAGCAUGCAGCUUUCGAAAAAUAGAAUGAAAUUUGGAACAAUAUUUUUUCUCCUACUGUUGUCUUGUACUCUUAUCCUUCUCCUUCUCUUCUCCGUCAGCGCCUCCUCCUCCUCUGUCUUUUCCUCCUCAUGAUGAUGAUGAAUCUGAUGAUCCUCCUCCUGCAGCAACUUCUCCUUCUUCUCCUCCUUCUGAUGAUCCUCCUCCUGCAGCAACUUCUCUUUCUUCUCCGCCUCCUGCUCCUCCUCUUUUCCUUCUUCUCCUCCUGCUCCUCCUCCUCCUCUUCUUCUUCUUCUUCUUCUUCUUCUUCUUCUUCUUUGGCUUCGGCUUCUUCUUCUUCUUCUUCGACUUCUUCGGCUUCUCCAGCUUCCGCUGCAUCUUACCAGUACCACUGCAACUACGACAUCUACUACUACUGCUACUUGGUCCUCUCCUGUAAAUGAAUACACAAUUGGGAUUAUGGGGCUUGGUGCACCCGUUUCCAUCUGCCAACAUUUUGAAUGUAUCAGGACCUUCAGUGGUCCACAUACAUUCAAAAGGUUGGCAAUUGGUGAGCGGUGCGGCAAGCCAGUGUGUGUGCUGAAAUUCAUUAAACUUGUAUAUAUGCUUGUUUAUAGCAAGAGCUGUGUAACACACGUGUGCAUGAAUGAGAAACAAGCAUAUAAACUAAAGGGCAAAUUUCAAAAUUCAAACAGCAGAGCAGGGUUUACAGUGGAGUUAGAACAGCAUGGCAAACUUUCAAAAUUUUCAAUUUUGUAAUCUGCACAGUUGCAAACACAACCAUGGAACUGACCGGCCACAGGGCCCCGCAGGCCCCCAGGGUCUUUUUUUGCCGUCGAACAUAAGCCGUUAAAAACAAGGACCCCCCACUUUUCAGCCCCAUUUAAUCUCCUCAACCCUGACAAGUGUAUUGCACAGUCGACUGCAGGGCUGUUUAUGAACAGUUGAUGAUGAUGGGGGUACCGUUCAGCCACAUGGUUGCAGGAUGCCUUGAGCAAUGCUCCACUGCACAACUUCAAAAAGGUAUCUGCUAUGGAGCUGGCAGAGAGAUGAGGUGCUCAAAUUAACUAUGUGGUAAGAGCGAGUUUUGAUAUCGUAUCGUCACCACAUUGCCAAGAACAGCAUGGCAUGAACGAUGCAUCAGACCACCUCCUCGCUCUACUCGGCCCUGUCUUGGUAGUUUGGAGUUUGGAGGUCACCCCCGUAUGCAGAGUCUGUCCCUUGACAACGUUAUCACGGACCUCCGGACUCAGGUUGUGUAUCGGAAAAAAAAUGUUUAAUUAAAUCUUAAAAGAAAUCGAAGAUAAACCGAAGGCCAAGUCCCCAAACGAUUGGACCUCGGGCCAAGUCCGCCCCUCGCGUAGAGCCCAUAGUACCAACGAGUGUUGCCAUGGAGAAAUCUUAUGCAUGGUGUCGAGUCACUGAUUUACUUUGUAGCUGUCUGACGGAAUCCGUCUGGAAUCGGAAUAUGCUUAUGCCAUCUUCGGGGCUCUGAUGUCACCGUGAUCUCGGGAGCUGGACUGUUGCAGAGCUUGACGUGUAUUCCCUUCAUGCAGGCCCAGUAGAGGGGGGUACCCUGCUGAGCCUUCUGGAUGCGUGUUCUAGGCGGUACAGCACCUGCAAAUCAAGCUGUCACGAUGAUAUCGGGAGCGGGACUGUUGCGGAGCUUGACGCGUAUUACCUUCGUGCAGGCCCAGUAGGGGGUACCCUGCUGAGCCUUCUGGAGGUGGGUUCCAGGUGGUGUAGCACUUGCAAAUCAAGCCCUUAUGCCAUC